Fundulus heteroclitus (mummichog) is the source of this 1183-nucleotide messenger RNA. RefSeq names its product heme oxygenase 1a (gene hmox1a). Lineage: Eukaryota; Metazoa; Chordata; Actinopteri; Cyprinodontiformes; Fundulidae. Gene Ontology annotation, biological process: heme catabolic process; response to oxidative stress; heme oxidation. The coding region runs from base 254 to 1066 and encodes 270 amino acids. Gene Ontology annotation, molecular function: heme oxygenase (decyclizing) activity; heme binding. The record is from RefSeq and is a predicted model, not a curated record. The transcript is spliced from 6 exons.
AGUGCUCUUUUAAUUUUGCCUUGUCAUGUUUUACGAUUUCUGCCACUUUUGGUUAAGGGCUGCUUGGUCAUGUCAAGCUGCUGCCGGGUCAGAAACAUGACACAGCAGUUGCGCUUCCCGUUUGACACAGCAGCUACAACAUCCGUGGCGUUAUAAAAGAGACGGCAGAGAACCAAGAGGCCACAGUAGAGCCAUCACGAAGAAGAACCAAGGUCUGCGUACAGACAGGACUGAGGAUAACAGAUUACUGAAUAUGGAGAACUUGAAAAGUGCGAGGAAAGGCGGCUCGGCUGAAGUUGGCAGCGACUUAUCUGAGCAGAUCAAAGCCGCCACUAAGGAAUCCCAUGUCCGAGCUGAAAACACACAUCUGAUGCUCAGUUACCAGAAGGGACAGAUUACCCUGCCACAAUACAAGGUCCUGCUGUGUUCCCUCUAUGAGAUCUACAAAGCUCUAGAAGAAGAGCUGGACAGGAAUUAUUCUCAUCCAGCCGUGGCGCCCAUUUACUUCCCCCAGGAACUUGCUCGCUUGGAAUCGCUGGAAAGAGAUCUGGAGUAUUUUUUCGGGCCGGACUGGAAGAAGCGAGUGAUUGUCCCCGCGGCGACACACACAUACGAACAGAGACUGAGAAAGAUUGGCCAAGAGAACCCCGAGCUGCUCGUUGCCCACGCCUACACCCGCUACCUUGGCGAUCUGUCAGGGGGACAGGUGUUGGGCAAAAUCACCCAGAAGUCUUUGGGGCUGAGCAGCAAAGAGGGGCUGUCGUUCUUCUCCUUCCCCGGCGUGAGCAGCCCCAACCGCUUCAAGCAGCUGUACAGGAGCCGCAUGAACAGCGUGGAGCUGACGGAGGGCGAGAAGGCGGCCAUGCUGGAGGAGGCCGUGGCGGCGUUCGAGCUGAACAUCCAGGUUUUUGAUGAUUUGCAGAAAAUGCUCAGCAUUACAACCGAAACGGACCAAUCAAAAAGCAACGCGGCAGCCACCAGGUUCCCAGCGUCACCCAUCCUGCAAAUCACCAUAGGACUGUGUGUUGCCCUGGCAACUAUUGGGGCCGGCGUGUAUGCCCUGUAGAAAUGUGUUUUUAUACUCAGCAUGCAUGUAGAGCACUUUACACACUCAACAUUAAAUCAAGACUGAACUCUACUUUAUCUGUACAACACAACUGUAACUUGACAAUGGUAGUCGAUG